This is a messenger RNA of Pocillopora meandrina, 13130 nucleotides long. NCBI's taxonomy places the organism in Eukaryota, Metazoa, Cnidaria, Anthozoa, Scleractinia, Pocilloporidae. The record is from the annotation of a GenBank genome assembly.
AUGGCUUCUGCCACCCCAUUGCAUCCUUCUGCUAAAGAGAGCUUAAAUUAUGCUCAGCUCUGUUGCCUUCUUGUUGAAGUUGGAUCACUUGUGCUAAGGGAGAUCUUUGACCGGGUAUGUCCACCAGGAAACCUUCAUGCAGUUCUGACUGAUCCCACAAACCAUGCCAAACUGCAAUCACUGCGAAAGAAGAGAGUCCUGCAUACUUCCCAGUGGGGGAAACUGUAUCCUACUUCCAAAUCUUCAGUUUCCUCAAAGGACUUUGACACCUGCUUACUGUUAUGUCUUCUGAAGAAUAUCUGGGGUCUGACUCUCCCUGCCUCUGGCUGGAAUAAGCUUACUCCAGGAUCAGACAUCUCUCUGGCAGCUGACAUCACUUGCAUCAAGUUUUUCAGGGACAGAGUUUUCAGUCAUGCUGCUAAUGCUUCAGUUGAUGAUCCAACUUUUAGUUUGUACUGGAACAGCAUCAAAGACACCUUUCUGCGCAUUGGAGGGACCUGCUAUGAGGAAGUCAUAGAUGAUCCUACAUUCUAUUAUAUGGAUGCUGAUCUUGAAGAACGCUACCGAGAGCUUCUGAGAGAGUGGUUCAAAGAUGAUGACUGUAUCACAGACAAAUGGCAUGAAGACAAAAUUGUGGAAAAGGCCAGGAAAGGAGGGGACAUGGAGGAUUCCUUUGACAUUUCUGAAAAAAAUUCAUGGGAGAGGGGUGUGUGUAAUUUUUUUUUCUAAACCUGAGUUUUAAACUAACUUUGUAGAGUCAAUAAUGUACAGUAACUCAUACUAGAUUGUUAGAUGAAAUGAAUUUUGUGCAGAUUUUUCUUUAAAAGUCACAACUAUGUGUAAUUGAAGUUGUGAAUCUUUAUUCCCUUGAUACAUCAAGUGUAUCCAUAAUUUGCUUUUUUUUCUUCAUCUUUCUUAUCUUUUGAUUUCCAUUUGGGUAAGCUAUUUAAUUGUCACAUACAAAAACCAAGACUACAACCUUCUUUUUCAGAGACGGUAACGAUACCAGGGGAAAAUACAUCAGCACAGACUGGUAAUAGUAGCCUGUCAGAGCUCAGCCUGCCAGAGCUCAGUGUGAAACUUCCAGAGUUGAGUGAUCUUCCAACAAUCUCUAAUCCUUGGGAAACUGUUGAACUUCCUGUUGAUAUUCUUUUAUUAACAGUAGAAGACUGUGAGUUCUUAGGCUGCUUUGCUUACUUGAAGAAACCCUUUAAGAGUUACCACAUCAGUACUGGCCCUGUGUACUUUGGGUGCAUGGGUGAUGAUCAAGGAAAGAAAAUUAAAAUUGCAUUGAUGAGGUGCUCCAAAGGUCCUGAUGUUCCUGGGGGUUCUCUGUCUGUUUCAAAAGAUGCCAUCUUGCUACUGAGACCCAAGGCUAUUUUUUCAGUUGGUGCCUGCAGUGGUUUGAACAGCAAAAAGGUCAAGUUAGGAGAUGUGGUUGUUUCAGCAAAGCUUAUAACAGCUGCACACAAAACUCCCCCCAGCAGAGAUAUUGGUAACUUGAUCAAACAUGUGGCUGAUGGGUGGAAGGCACCUUUACAAAAUGCUGAUGAAUAUAAUGCCAAAGUGCACUGUGAUGGAGUGGUUCUGAGUAUCUCAGAGGCAAACAGAGAUAUGAUGAGGAAACAUCCUGAAGCAAUUGCAGUUGAAAUGGAAGGUGGAGGUGAGAAUCAUAAUAAUUCAUAUAAUUGAUGAGCCAAGCACUUUUGCACUUGUAGCAAAUGUGUUUUGAAAAACACUGCUCUGCUAUUGUCUCUGCUGGUCUAAGAAAUAGUAUGUACCAUAUAGCAUGCCAAAUUUGCAGGAAUUGUAUAUCGCAUAAUAGUAGUGAUUUUGUGUUUGGCUGGGGUAGGAAGAUUUUACAGGUGAAGGUGACUGAAUACUUCUUCUGGCUAAAUUGAGUGUGCUUACCUUCAGGGUGUCAUGAAUUGUGUUACAUUUGUCAUCUGAAAAAUGUAGAAAGUAUUUUGUUGAGUAGUUUGAGAGUUGAGGAAUAGUAUCACAGUCCCUGUUAACACUUAAAUUCCCAUGAGUGACCAAGAUAGAAUUUCUCCUUACAGUAUCAACAUGAUACCAAGCAGAUAAGUGAUGGGAAAAGAUAAAAUGUAAAUUAGGGGAUUAUUGGUGGAUCCAAAACCAAAUUCUCCUAACUAACAUCAUAGGAAUUGUUUAACAGACAUUAACCCAUUAACUCCCAAGAUCUCAUUAGCAGUUCUCCUUAUUGUCUGUGAAAUGAUUCUCAUUAUGUUAGUUUGGUAUUGGAUCAAUUAGUAUAAUCCCAUAAUUGGCAUUUUUCUUUAUUCCCAUCACUUGUCUGCAUGAUAUUGUAUCGAUAUAGUAAGGAGAAAUUCUCACUUGGUUACCCACGGGAGAUAAAGGGUUUAAGGGAAUUACUAAUGAGGUCUUAGGAGUGAAAGGGUUAACUCUAUCUGACAGAAGUUUGUCUUUUGAGAAAUGUUGAAAGUUACUUAUGAAACAAGGUGAAACCUGAAGAAUAAUUUUACAGUCAGUGUACAAUUUUUUUUAUUACUAGUUCAAAAAAUAUUAGAUUUCGAAAUUAACUAACGUCUUUUUGCGUUGUGCAUUUUUACAAACAGCUAGAGUGUGAAUCUUUGUGAGCUUUAAUUGGACAAUUAUAUUAAGGAUACUAAGAAAAUAAGCUUAAUAUACAGUUAACAGACAUGAGUAUUUUUUUUUCAGGAGUGUAUGCAGCAGCUCACGAUUUUAAGACAGAAUGGGUGGUCGUAAAGGGCAUCAAAGACUUUGCGGAUGAAAUGCAGUCUUCAAGUAAGAAAUGGAAACAAAUUGCCUGUGUGAUGGCAGCAUCUGUCGUGGCCAACAUUUUGAAUGAUCCAGUCAUAUUCCAAAAUUGGCCUCAUUUUAAUGCAGGUAUUGCUUCCUGUUUCAAUCUUCUCUUUUUACAAGGAUAGGUCUGACUUAGAUCUAAGUUCCACUGCAUAUUUUUGUAUGGAUUAUAAAUCAAGAUGAUUUAUUCAGUAAUAGUUCACAAAUAGGAAAUUAAAUUACCCUUAUUUUGAGUUUACAUUCCGGUUGGUUUAACAAGGCCUCUUAAGGUGGUGGGAGAAACAACGUGUGGCUAAAUUGAGUGAUGUGAUGCUGAAUAACAAUUCACUCCAUGAGCCACGUGAAAUGGCCGGUAUUCUAUAGUUAGCAUGGUUUAUGUAACACAACUAAAAUGAGGAAAAUUCAGAGGCUUAUGACCUCCACCAAAGUGAUUUGAGUGAUUUGAUAUAUGUUCUUGGACCACUAAGCAACACAGAGACUCUAUGGUGAGCUGGGCCCCUUACCGAGUUUAUAUAUGACACGCGUCCUGCAUGCUGUUAGGAUCAGCAGUGUGGAUAGCAGCAUGUUUUUAAAUAGUAUAAGAAAGAAGGUAAAUUUUGAGCUCGGUAAAAGAAAUGGAGAAAUGUUUUUCGUCUUGUCACGAGCGUGGAAAAAAGAUAAAAGAUAACAGAAACAAAAUAGAAAGAAAAAAAACUCCAGAUAGUUAUCAAAAAAGAGAUCGUGUUCUUGGGAGAGGAGGGGUUUAUAAAUGUUGUGUAAAAAAACAAACAAACAACAGUCAGACUUUGCUGCAGGAAAACUAACGUGGUUUUUCACUCUCAGCUAGCACAUGGAACAUUAAAAAAGACCUUAAUCAGCUGAGAUGUGAAGUAGGAAAUAUUGUGGAAAAAUUGGAUACGAUGAUGGCUCGACAACAGGAAACAAAGGAUCGAGGUAAGUUCAGGAUGAAACUCCAUCUCUCUCGCUUAAUCUCUGAUCAAAAAAUAAAUUAUGUUUUAUGCUUAAUCUCUGAUCAAAAAAUAAAUUAUGUUUUGGCAUGAGAUUUAUCAAUCUUUACCCUUAGAUAAAGUGACGAAUGACUUUGACUGGAUGAGAACUGAAAUUGGAAAUCUACGUGAUAAGCUGGACACUUUGAUAGCACGACAUCAUGAAGCACAAGAUCAGGGUGAAUUCUUAAUGCCAUUUCUUACGUCACUUUUAAAAAUUAAAAUAAACCUUUUAAAAUUGAGUGAAGUUUGAGAGGUGCUUUAAAAUUUUCUACGUGAUAAGCUGGACACUUUGAUAGCACGACAUCAUGAAGCACAAGAUCAGGGUGAAUUCUUAAUGCCAUUUAUUAUGUCACUUUUGCAAUUAAAAUUAACCUUUUAAAAUUGAGAAGUAUGGGAGGUGCUUUAAAAUUUUCUAACAUAUCAACCGUCAAAGCGCAGUGAGGUGCAUAUUGCUGUAUGCAGUUUGAUUAUUUUAAUGGUUACUGAAAAUGUACCACAACCCCUCCCCCCCCCACCUAAAAAAAAGAAAAACAACAGCAAGAAACAAUAAAAACGAAAAAAAAAGUAUUAAAGGUACUAAUACUCCCAAAUAAAUUAAAAGGAAUGAAUGAAGGUUUUUUGGUUUUCCAUUGUUGAUUGUUUCAUAUACGCAUGAAAUACGAAUAAAAAACCAGUAAUUGCUAUUUCUUUUAAAGUAAAGGGAAAAAGAAACCUGGACUUAUUUCAGACAAAUAUGUGUUUUGAAAUUUAGAAAAAAUGACAAAUGACAUUGAUCAGAUGAGAAGUGAAAUUGGAAACAUACAAGACAAGUUGUCAAGUUUAAUGAUGGCCCGACAAGAGGAAACACAGCAUCAAGGUUAGUCCCUACAGUAGCUAUGAAUUCAAGGGCGAUUCAUCUAUUGAAAUGCGGAGCUUCGGGAGAGUUAUUAUUAAGAGGGUAUUCACCGUAAGAAUGUUGCUUUUUUUGAGUGAACAACGUUAAAACAGAUUAAACCUAUAUAACCUCGUGGAACGAAACAUAAAGGCCCGGUUAUUUAAACAAAGUUUGGCCGUUGUUUGACAAAACCACGUCCUAUUAUCUACCUACUAUCUUCAAUUUAGCCAAACCUUUUAUCUUAUCUCAUUUUUGUGAAAAGUGUCAAGGGAGCCGAAAGCUAACUGCAGAAGGACAUUUAUUUAAUUAAAUCAAUCCACUUCUAGGGAAUGCCCAAGGCCCAUUGUUUCAGGGUUAUUUUUAAUCUCUCCUCUACCCUCCUGGGUAGUGUGUACCUGAGGGUUACUUUUAUCUCUUCUAUACCCUCUUGGGUAGUAUAUACCUAAGGGUUACUUUUAUCUCUCCUAUACCCUCUUGGUUAGUAUAAACCGAAGGGUUACUUUUCUCUAUCCUAUACCCUCUUGGUUAGUAUAUACCUAAAGGUUACUUUUAUCUCUCCUAUACACUCUUGGUUAGUAUAUACCUAAGGGUUAAUUUUAUCUCUCCAAUACCCUCUUGGUUAGUAUAUACCGAAGGGUUACUUUAACCUCUUCUAUACCCUCUUGGGUAAUUUUAACCAAGGGGUUACUUUUAUCUCUCCUAUACCCUCUUGGUUAGUAUAUACCUAAGGGUUACUUUAACCUCUUCUAUACCCUCUUGGGUAAUUUAAACCUAGGGGUUACUUUUAUCUCUCCAAUACCCUCUUAGGUAGUUUAUACCCAAGGGUAACUUUUAUCUCUUCUAUACGCUCUUGGGUAGUAUAUACCUUAGGGUUACUUUUUUCUCUCCUAAACCCUCUUGGGUAGUAUAUACCUUAGGGUUACUUUUAUCUCUCCUAUACCCUCUUGGGUAGUAUAUACCUUAGGGUUACUUUUUUCUCUCUUAAACCCUCUUGGGUAGUAUAUACCUAAGGGUUACUUUUAUCUCUCCUGUACCCUCUUGGGUAGUAUAUACCUAAGGGUUACUUUUAUCUCUUCUAUACCCUCUUGGUUAGUAUAUACCUAAGGGUUACUUUUAUCUCUUCUAUACCCUCUUGGUUAGUAUAUACCUAAGGGUUACUUUUAUCUCUCCUAUACCCUCUUGGUUAGUAUAUACCUAAGGGUAACUUUUAUCUCUCCUAUACCCUCUUGGUUAGUAUAUACCUAAGGGUUACUUUUAUCUCUCCUAUACCCUCUUGGGUAGUAUAUACCUAAGGGUUACUUUUAUCUCUCCUAUACCCUCUUGGGUAGUAUAUACCUAAGGGUAACUUUUAUCUCUCCUAUACUCUCUUGGGUAGUAUAUACCUAAGGGUUACUUUUAUCUCUCCUAUACCCUCUUGGGUAGUAUAUACCUAAGGGUAACUUUUAUCUCUCCUAUACUCUCUUGGGUAGUAUAUACCUAAGGGUUACUUUUAUCUCUCCUAUACCCUCUUGGGUAGUAUAUACCUAAGGGUAACUUUUAUCUCUCCUAUACCCUCUUGGGUUGUAUAUACCUAAGGGUUACUUUUAUCUCUCCUAUACCCUCUUGGGUAGUAUAUACCUAAGGGUUACUUUUAUCUCUCCUAUACCCUCUUGGGUAGUAUAUACCUAAGGGUAACUUUUAUCUCUCCUAUACUCUCUUGGGUAGUAUAUACCUAAGGGUUACUUUUAUCUCUCCUAUACCCUCUUGGGUAGUAUAUACCUAAGGGUAACUUUUAUCUCUCCUAUACUCUCUUGGGUAGUAUAUACCUAAGGGUUACUUUUAUCUCUCCUAUACCCUCUUGGGUAGUAUAUACCUAAGGGUAACUUUUAUCUCUCCUAUACCCUCUUGGGUUGUAUAUACCUAAGGGUUACUUUUAUCUCUCCUAUACCCUCUUGGGUAGUAUAUACCUAAGGGUUACUUUUAUCUCUCCUAUACCCUCUUGGGUAGUAUAUACCUAAGGGUAACUUUUAUCUCUCCUAUACUCUCUUGGGUUGUAUAUACCUAAGGGUUAAUUUUAUCUCCUAUAACCUCUUGGGUAGUUUAUAGCUAAGGGUUACUUUUACUUCUACUAUACGCUCUUGGGUAGUUUAUACCUAAGGGUUACUUUUAUCUCUCCUAUACCCUCUUGGUUAGUAUAUACCUAAGGGUUAAUUUUAUCUCUCCUAUAACCUCUUGGGUAGUUUAUAGCUAAGGGUUACUUUUAUCUCUCCCAUACGCUCUUGGGUAGUUUAUAUCUAAGGGUUACUUUUAUCUCUCCUAGACGCUCUUGGGUAGUAUAUACCUAAGGGUUACUUUUAUCUCUGCUAUACCCUCUUGGCUAGUAGAUACCUAAGGGUUACUUUUAUCUCUCCUAUACGCUAUUGGGUAGUGUAUACCUUAGGGUUACUUUUAUCUCUCCUAUACGCUCUUGGGUAGUAUAUACCUAAGGGUUACUUUUAUCUCUUCUAUACUCUCUUGAAUAAUGUAUACCUGAGGGUUACUUUUAAUCUCUUCUAUACCCUCUUGAGUAGUGUAUACCUGAGGUUUACUUUUAGUCUCUUCUAUACCCUCUUGAGUAGUGUACUCGGAACAGAGAGACCAUCAGUUGAAAGCGAUGUGUAUUCUCUGGAUUAUCUAAUCAUCACUGCAUAAAGAAGGAUUUGUCUGAGUUAGCCUUAAAUAGGCCUAGGCCUUCGAUCAUGGAGGUAAAAUCAGCUAGACCAGUGCCGCUUUUAAGGCUAUUUUUGAGUUUCUUAUUUUUACAUGUUUUAAAUUGUUCCUGUCAUAUGUUGCUCUAACAUUUGGCCAGGACUAUUUGUGCACCUUGUAUUAACGAUUUACCGUUGUUUUCUUUAAGACAUGCAUUAUUUCUACAAAGAAAAUAAGCUUAGCGUACUGCCCCUUAGGUUAUUUCGAAUUAGAUCCGUUAAGUUUCCUCGAGGAAUUUCCCAGAACUCUUGUUUCUGGACAAUGUGCGAACAAAGUAGUGUUGCAUCUGGAAAAUGAUUAGAAAUGUAAUUAUGGGAAGUUGCAGUUUUUUUUUCACUUCAUUCGGAAGCACGGGUUCGAAUUUCAUCGAAGCCUGAACCUUCACAGAUUUAUUCCUGUAACUUUUAAAAUUAUCGCUUAACUGUAGGUAUCAUGGCUUUAUUUAUGACAGAAUGGUAAUAAAUAACAGUCACUGGCAUUGUAUAGGAUCCAAGCCUCAAACUUUUCAAUUUCGCGAAUGGAUAUACUUUCAUUUUACCAACUGAGCCAGAGGCAAGUUAGAGAAUCAUCUCAUCUGCCAGGCUGAUUUUUCGACCAACAUCUUGCAUAUAGUUAACAUAACGCAGGGAGAGGAAGCGGACUGAUAAAUUUUUAGGCUUUUUCGUAGAGACUAUGUAAAGAUCUCUCACAUGGAUCCCUUUCGCCCUCAAUAACUCCCUUAUCAAUUUUAAAAUCAGAAAUUAUCAUAUGACGGUUGGUAAUUAGUAUUUAUGAAAACGAUCUACCAAAUGUUUGUCAAAAUUGUUCAAAUGCUUGCUACGUGGAUGACUAAGCUCCUAUUGUCUUUGACCGCGAACGACUCUGCUUGGAUCACUCAAAGUGUUAAUUCCGACUUACAACGGAUUCGCAAUUGGUGUUUCAACAAUUCUUCGAUGCUUAAUCCAGAUAAGACGAAACUAAUAGUUUUUGGCAGCCGAAGAAUGUCUUCCAAAUUACUGGACUUUAAAUUAUCCCCACUAGGAAAAGACAUUAUCCCGGCUCAAUCAGUCAAAGACCUUGGAGUAAUUUCUGAUCCCACGCUAUCUUUUGAUAAUCAUAUUUCUACUGUAGUAUCGUCUUGCAUGUCGAAAUUCUCUAAGAUAAGCCGUAUUACGUUUUCGAUAAACAACUGCUUGAAACCAUGAUAAACGCUUAUGUUUUCAGUAAACGGUAUUACUGUUCAUCAGUAUGGUCAUCCACCUCAGCCUGUAAUAUUCGUAAAUUGCUAUACGUUCAAAACUUUGCCGCGCGAGGCAGCGUAUCUGGACGUAUAAACAGAAACUUUCAACGACUAAACAUUCCUCUUUGUAAAACUGCAACAGGACAGAAAACAUUUUGUUAUAAAAAUGUAUCUAUCUGGAACAAGUUAGAUCCAAGCCUUAAAUUAUGUAAGAGUUCUGCUUCCUUUAAGAGAGCUCUAAAAAAUCCCCUUUUGAAUGAAUUUUUAAACUGACCAUAUUUUAUUUAGACAUAUAAUUCGUAUUAUAUUAUAUAUAUUUUACUUUGUAAUCCAAUUUCUUUACUGAAAAGCGGCAGAUGGGGAUGUGUUCAAUACCUGUGUGUAAAUGUAUCUCUACUUUUUCCCGUCUAAAGAAGGCAGCGAUGACGUAAUUCUUUGGUCAUACAGGUUUGAAUAGCUUAAACGCUCUAAACUCAAAUGUGAAAGAACAGAAACCAAUUCUUUUAAAAAAAGUUCCUUAUUAACACGUUGACCGAACGCUUAUCAAUAUGAUAUCCAAUACGUUUUGUUCGCGUUUUGUUUAAAAAAUCAAUUUGUGUGUUCUACCCUACUAUCUUUUCUUUUUAAAAUUGUUAAAAUCUAAGAUUUAUGCAUAAUUCUGCUGUCACCUUAGCAAAAUCACCAAAAGUUUGUAGUCACUUAGGCGAAGAAAAUUAAUAAGUGAAAAGUGUUUUUACAUUUAAUGGGCAGAGUUUGAGGCAAAACUUUUCUCUGAUGCGAAAGGCCUUGGACCACUCUUACAGAGAUCGCCACUUAAUUGAUAUGCAGUACCGUAAGAAAUUGACUUCAUAACCCAUUAAAUGCAGCGGAUAUUGAUCAUGUCGAGUUCAGAGUCUGCCUAGUUUCCGAGCCCCUCGACUGUGUAGUGUUCUCAAAAUUUUGCACCCUCAGAGAGAAAUGUUUUAUUUUGCAGUUGUUUUCAAAAUGAAAAAAAUAUUCCGGUUUUUUUUUUCCAUGUUAUUAUGAAUUAACAAACUUCGUGUCAAUAAUAUCUGCUUCAGCCUUCGGCUUCGUCUGAUAACUCAGACCUAAAUGGUGAUAUUUCACGAUAUCAUUCUCAGUGUCAUCGUAUAAUUGCUUAUUUUUCCGAGAGUCAUGGCGUCAUAUAGCGUGUCGGUAAGAAUGCCUCAUAAAACUAACAACUAAUUCUUUUUCAGGUGGAUUUGACCCAACUGGAAUUAUUGAUAAUAUUCGUCAACUCUACAAAAAUCGGGAAGGUUGGCUGGCACCGUUUCCCUGGUGUGAAGAUUUUCACUUCUCCUUUGACGACAUCUACACCAGACUUAAAGUCAUCUACAGAAAGAAAACGAAAGGAAAAGCAACAGACCGAGUUGUCACGAUGUCUGAAAUCUUCAACCAGCACGAAGAAUGUGAAGAACCAAGAGUUGUGUUAAUUGAAGGGAAGCCUGGUAUGGGAAAGACCACUUACUGUAAAAAAGUUGUUUUCGAGUGGGCCUCAGGAAAACACGCAACCGGAAAUUGCUUCGCAAACAUCGUAAUAGUGCUUUUGAUCAAAUGUCGUGAUGUUCAGUCUGGCCUUUGGGAGGCCAUUGAAGAUCAACUUCUGCCUCGAGAAGUUGGUGAAGACCAACGUGAGAGAUUCUUCGACUUCAUUCGCCACAAUCAAUCUAAUGUUCUUCUGGUACUCGAUGGAUUGGAUGAAGUUUCUGAGAAGAAGCUACCUAUGUUUUCAGAAAUUAUUCAAGGGCGAGUACUGCUAAACUGUCGCGUGGUUGCUACGGCACGACACGAAGCUGGAGUCAAAGUUCGAAAAUACUGCGACACGCUGUUAGAAGUUGAGGGAUUUACUGAAAAAGAUGUACAAUCCUUCAUCAGAAAGUACUUCAAAGCCGAACCAAACUUGGCCAAGCAGCUUAUCGCACACCUGUAUAUUGAUCGCAAGUUAUAUGAAAUAUUGACAAAUCCUCUCAACACUGCGCUUCUUUGCCUGGUUUAUGAAGAUUUGAAAGGUAUAUUUCCUGAGAGCAGAACGAAGCUGUACAUGGAAAUAGUGGAGUGUGUACUAAGAAGGUACAGAACAAAGCAGCAACUACCAGGAAACGGUGAAGACCUUGUUGACCUUUACGAAAGCCAAUUGAAACACCUUGGUUCGAUAGCUUUGAAAGGUUUACUUGAAGACAACUUGGAUUUUGACGAGAAGGAGCUUGGAAAACACAAAGCAAGCGAUUUACCUGGAUUUGGAUUUCUGUCAGUUCAGCCUGGAGGCAGUAAACUAAGACCAACUAGACGUUAUAGCUUUCUUCACAAGACUUUCCAAGAAUUCUUCGCAGCGUUCUAUCUCAGUUGUCAGCUUAUCCAGAAAGAAAUCAGUACGAACAGCAUACCUGCUGGCAAAAAACAUCGCCAUCAACUGAAAGAAGUGCUUCUGUUUACAUUUGGUAUGCUAGCAGCACGAUGCGAGGAAACAGUGGUGAACCUUCUGAAAAGCAUAGCAACACAGUUAAACCAGGAAGAAGAGGAAGACGUGGACGUUAUAUUAGAGUGUGUUAAUGAAUGCAAAAAGAAGAACAAAAAUAUUGAUGAAAAAUUGGCUACCGCUCUUGGCGCUUCUCUUCAAACUGAAUCUGUUGAAGUUUCAAGUGUAGAAGUGGAUGAAACUCUAGCUGUCUUUUUAAGCAACUUUCUGAAAACAAAUACAACUGUGAGAAACUUAACAUUAAAUAACUCUUCGCAAGACGGGGUUGCCGCUCUUGCAGAGUGUUUGAAAUAUAAUGCAUCGCUGGAAACGUUGAGCAUGGCUGGUGUUGUAAUUGGUGAUGAUGCUGCUGCUGCUCUGGGUGAGUGUUUGAAAUAUAACAAAUCGCUGACAAAGUUGAAUGUGGCUUGUAAUGAAAUUGGUGAUGAUGGUGCUGCUGCUCUGGGUGAGUGUUUGAAAUAUAACAAAUCGCUGACAACGUUGGAUUUGAGUGAUAAUAAAAUUGAGGAUGAUGGUGCUGCUGCUCUGGGUGAGUGUUUGAAAUAUAACAAAUCGCUGACAACGUUGUGUUUGAUUGCUACUGGAAUUAAGGAUGAUGGUGCUGCUGCUCUGGGUGAGUGUUUGAAAUAUAACAAAUCGCUGACAACGUUGUAUUUGUGUGGUAAUGGAAUUGAUGAUGAUGGUGCUGCUGCUCUGGGUGAGUGUUUGAAAUAUAACAAAUCGCUGACAACGUUGAAUUUGAAACAUAAUCGAAUUAAUGAUGAUGGUGCUGCUGCUCUGGGUGAGUGUUUGAAAUAUAACAAAUCGCUGACAACGUUGGAUUUGAGUGGUAAUGAAAUUGGUGAUGAUGGUGCUGCUGCUCUGGGUGAGUGUUUGAAAUAUAACAAAUCGCUGACAACGUUGGAUUUGAGUGCUACUGGAAUUGAGGAUGAUGGUGCUGCUGCUCUGGGUGAGUGUUUGAAAUAUAACGAAUCGCUGACAACGUUGUGUUUGAUUGCUACUGGAAUUGAGAAUGAUGGUGCUGCUGCUCUGGGUGAGUGUUUGAAAUAUAACAAAUCGCUGACAACGUUGGAUUUGAGUGCUACUGGAAUUGAGGAUGAUGGUGCUGCUGCUCUGGGUGAGUGUUUGAAAUAUAAUACAUCGCUGACAAAGUUGAGUUUGGAUAAAAAUGAAAUUGGCAAUGAUGGUGCUGCUGCUCUGGGUGAGUGUUUGAAAUAUAAUACAUCGCUGACAGAGUUGAGUUUGGAUGACAAUGAAAUUGGCAAUGAUGGUGCUGCUGCUCUGGCAGAGUGUUUGAAAUAUAAUACAUCGCUGACAACGUUGGAUUUGAGUCAUAAUAAAAUUGGUGAUGAUGGUGCUGCUGCUCUGGGUGAGUGUUUGAAAUAUAACAAAUCGCUGACAACGUUGGAUUUGAUUGGUAAUGGAAUUGAUGAUGAUGGUGCUGCUGCUCUGGGUGAGUGUUUGAAAUAUAACGAAUCGCUGACAACGUUGUGUUUGAUUGCUACUGGAAUUGAGAAUGAUGGUGCUGCUGCUCUGGGUGAGUGUUUGAAAUAUAACAAAUCGCUGACAACGUUGGAUUUGAGUGCUACUGGAAUUGAGGAUGAUGGUGCUGCUGCUCUGGGUGAGUGUUUGAAAUAUAAUACAUCGCUGACAAAGUUGAGUUUGGAUAAAAAUGAAAUUGGCAAUGAUGGUGCUGCUGCUCUGGGUGAGUGUUUGAAAUAUAAUACAUCGCUGACAGAGUUGAGUUUGGAUGACAAUGAAAUUGGCAAUGAUGGUGCUGCUGCUCUGGCAGAGUGUUUGAAAUAUAAUACAUCGCUGACAACGUUGGAUUUGAGUCAUAAUAAAAUUGGUGAUGAUGGUGCUGCUGCUCAGGGUGAGUGUUUGAAAUAUAACAAAUCGCUGACAACGUUGGAUUUGAUUGGUAAUGGAAUUGAUGAUGAUGGUGCUGCUGCUCUGGGUGAGUGUUUGAAAUAUAACAAAUCGCUGACAACGUUGGAUUUGAGUGCUACUGGAAUUUAG